This is a messenger RNA of Telopea speciosissima, 2635 nucleotides long. Its product is annotated as cation/H(+) antiporter 20-like. Lineage: Eukaryota; Viridiplantae; Streptophyta; Magnoliopsida; Proteales; Proteaceae. Gene Ontology annotation, molecular function: antiporter activity. Gene Ontology annotation, cellular component: membrane; endomembrane system. The coding region runs from base 43 to 2595 and encodes 850 amino acids. Gene Ontology annotation, biological process: regulation of pH; proton transmembrane transport. The transcript has 3 exons. The record is from RefSeq and is a predicted model, not a curated record.
CCACCACCGCUUGAAGGAGAAGACGAAGAAACUGAAGUAAUCAUGACCUUCAAUCUGACCUCUGUUAAAACCUCAUCUAAUGGAGCUUGGCAAGGCGAUAAUCCUCUGGACUACGCCUUCCCUCUUCUCAUCAUCCAAAUCACUCUGGUUCUCGUCAUCGGCCGUUCCCUAUCCUUCCUCCUCAAACCUCUCCGACAACCCAAUGUCAUUGCAGAGAUUGUCGGUGGAAUUCUACUUGGACCAUCAGCUCUUGGACGGAACAAAACUUACUUGAAUCGAAUCUUUCCAUCAUGGAGCACUCCAAUACUUGAAUCCGUCGCAAGCAUCGGACUCUUGUUCUUUCUAUUCCUAGUGGGUCUCGAACUUGAUCUGAAAUCAAUUCGACGAAGCGGUAGAAAAGCUUUCGCAAUCGCCGCUGCCGGAAUCUCCCUACCUUUCACUUGCGGCGUUGGUGUUGCUUAUGUUCUUCGCGCAACCGUCGCGGGAGCGAAAGAAGCCGGUUACGCUCAAUUCCUUGUCUUCAUGGGAGUGUCUCUGUCCAUCACCGCCUUCCCUGUUUUGGCCCGCAUUUUAGCGGAGCUUAAAUUGCUCACCACCAGAGUGGGAGAGACUGCCAUGGCCGCAGCAGCGUUUAACGAUAUGGUGGCUUGGGUUCUUUUAGCUUUGGCCGUGGCUCUGGCCGGUAACGGCAAAGGUGGAUCUCAUAAGAGUCCAAUUUUGUGCGUGUGGGUGCUUUUAUCCGGGGUGGCCUUUGUUGUGUUCAUGUUGGUGGUGAUACGGCCUGUGAUGACUUGGGUGGGGCAGCGGUGUUCGCCGGAGCAAGAAGUGGUGGACGAAAGUUACAUUUACUUGACAUUGGCCGGCGUUCUUGUGUCCGGUUUCAUAACGGACCUGAUUGGGAUACAUUCGAUAUUUGGAGCGUUUGUUUUCGGUCUAACGAUACCUAAAGAAGGUGAGUUCGCAAGGAAUCUCAUAGAGAGGAUAGAGGACUUCGUGUCUGGGCUUUUACUCCCUCUCUACUUCGCUUCCAGUGGGCUUAAGACGGAUGUGACGAAGAUACACGGCGCUGAGUCUUGGGGGUUGCUGGUGCUCGUCAUUGUCACCGCCUGUGUUGGGAAGAUUUUUGGCACCUUCUUCGCCGCCAUGCUAAGUAAGAUUCCGGCGAGGGAGUCGCUGACGCUUGGGGUGCUCAUGAAUACUAAAGGCUUAGUGGAGCUCAUUGUUCUCAACAUCGGCAAAGAAAAGAAGGUGCUGAACGAUGAGGUUUUUGCCAUCUUGGUACUGAUGGCACUCUUCACCACAUUCAUCACCACUCCAACGGUGAUGGCUCUCUACAAGCCCGCACGCGCCCCUGCCCUCCCGGCCCAACGCAAGCUUCAACGUGACUCCCCCUCCAACGUCAAAGCCAAAACUAAAGAUAAGCUACGCAUCUUGGCCUGCGUACACGGCCCUGGCAACGUACCCUCACUCAUUAGCUUCAUCGAGUCGAUUCGUGGCAAUAAGAAAUCCCCUCUCAAGCUUUACAUCAUGCACCUGGUGGAACUCACUGAACGGACCUCCUCCAUCAUCUUGGCCCAACGCGCUCGCAGAAAUGGCCUCCCUUUUAUCGAUCGCCUCCGCAGUGAAGAAUCCCACGACGGCGUCACUGUGGCUUUCGAGGCUUACGGCCAACUCGGCCGAGUCAAGGUUCGAACCAUGACGGCCAUCUCGGCCCUGCACACCAUGCACGAAGACGUCUGCCAAGUUGCAGAGGAGAAGCGGGUUAGCAUGAUAAUACUGCCCUUCCACAGGCAAAGCAGAGGAGACGGGUCUGGAUCCGGUUCGGGUGAGUUGGAGAAUGUGGGUCACAGCUGGAGGAUGGUGAACCAAAGGAUCCUUAAGGACUCCCCCUGUUCCGUGGCCGUGCUGGUGAGCCGGCGCCUGGGCGGUGGGUCCAAGCGGAUCACUCCGUCAUCCAGUGCCACCGUGGCAAAGGGAGUCUGUGUCGUCUUCUUCGGUGGGCCCGACGACCGCGAGGCCCUAGAGUUGGGAGGAAGAAUGGCGGAGCAUCCCGAGGUGAAGGUCACCGUGAUACGUUUCAUGGAAGAGCAAGGAGCGACACCCACCGGUAUCAUGCUGCGUCCGUCGCCGGAGAAGUGCUCCGACAAGAAUUACAGCUUCUCCACCGCCGUCAUGGAUCGGGCGAGAGAGAAGGAGUUGGAUGAGGCGGCGGUGGCGGAGUUCCGGAGGAGGUGGGAAGGGAUGGCGGAGUACACGGAGAGAGUAGCGAAGGAGAACAUUGUGGAAGGGGUAGUGACCAUAGGAAGUAGUGGAGAGUACGAGCUGUUUGUGGUGGGGAAGGGGCGGUUCCCGUCAACGAUGGUGGCGGAACUGGCGGAUCGAUCGGCGGUUCACCCAGAGCUGGGACCCAUUGGCGAUGUACUGGCGUCGUCGGGUCAUGGGGUGUUGUCUUCGGUGCUGGUGAUACAACAGCACGAUGUCAAGCACGGUAACGAAGUCCCUGCUUGCAAGAUCGUCGGAGGCACCGAAACCUCCGUUACUGCUACUGUCACUCCUAUAGGCACCAGCAUCACCACCACUACAGUUUCGGUAUGAAGUAAAAAUACAGAGAAGAAAUCGAAAGGGAGUUGUUUUU